AUGGAUUCAUCUGGCCAUAAUUCAACUGCACAUUCUAAUACUCCAUCAUCAACAAGAGGAAAUUCUGGUGAGGUUGGGCCAUGUAAAAAAGUUUCAGGUGACAUUCAGUAUCGAAUGGAAGAGGCUUUGAAAGCAAUUAUUGAGAAAAAUAAACGAAGUGAGGAAUCUAAUCCCUUUGGUUGGGCUGUUUUUGAAGUUGAGGAUGAUGCUGAAAUUGAAGAAAUAAUUCCACAACGCAAUAAGGGCAUCUUAAUUAAUGAAGGUGGUGGUAGUAAGAAUAAAAGCUCUCAACCAACUAUCAAAAGUGCCCUUGCAACUAAAGAAGCUGUACAUAGGGCACAUAUGAUUGUGGCAAAAUUUUUGUAUGAUACACGUGUUCCAAUGAAUGUUGUCAAUUCCAUAUACUUUCAGCCCAUGUUUGAUGCUGCAAUGCCAUGGGUCCAGGAUAUAAAGUUCCUACCUACCAUAAAGUGUACAAUUAUGGGUAAUGGUUGGACUGAUGGUAGACAUAGAACUCUCAUUAAUUUUUUUGUCUAUUGCCCUAGAGGAAUCACUUUUGUUAAAUCUGUUGAUGCCUCUGAUGUUGUAAAAAAUGCUCCUCUUCUUUUUAAAUUGUUUGAAGAAAUUAUUGAGUGGGUGGGAGCAAGCAAUACUGUGCACAUGGUGACAGAUGAUGGGGCAAAUUAUGUUGCUGCUGGAAGGCUUGUUAGUGAAACUUACAAGAAUAUUAAUUGGUCUCCUUGUGCAGCACAUUGUUUGAACUUGGUGUUAAAUGAUAUUUCCAAGUUGAAUCAUGUGAAAGAGCUUGCGUCUAGAGCAUCAAGUGUGACAAGAUUCAUUUAUAAUCGCCCAUGGUUGAUAGCUUGGUUGAGGAAAAGAAAAGGAUGGACCGAAAUUGUGCGCCCAGAAGCAGCCCGUUUUGCCACUACUUUCAUUGGAUUGCAUAGUAUUCAAAAACAUAUGCAUGAUUUGAAAGCCUUAGUGACAAGUAAGGAUUUUGUCAAUUCAAGGCAUGCAAAAGAUAAGAAAGUAAAAGAAGUUGUUGCUAUCAUUUUAGAUAGUAAGUUUUCAAAUGAUUGCUUGAUCGUUAUUAAGAUUGUUGAGCCACUCAUGAGAUUGUUGCGUAUUGUUGAUGGAGAUAAAAAACCUUCAAUGGGAUAUGUAUAUGAGGGCAUGUAUAGGGCAAGAAUAGCAAUUAAGAAUGUUUUCAUGAAGAAAAAAAGAUUGUACAAGCCUUAUACAAGUAUUAUCAAAGAUUGUUGGGAUAGGACAUUACGCAAAAAUAUCCAUGCUGCGGCUUAUUAG
Camellia sinensis is the source of this 1305-nucleotide messenger RNA. The record is from RefSeq and is a predicted model, not a curated record. Lineage: Eukaryota; Viridiplantae; Streptophyta; Magnoliopsida; Ericales; Theaceae.